This is a messenger RNA of Pieris napi, 2157 nucleotides long. It is a transcript of the gene Inx7, whose product is annotated as innexin inx7. Gene Ontology annotation, molecular function: gap junction channel activity. Gene Ontology annotation, biological process: phototransduction. The record is from RefSeq and is a predicted model, not a curated record. Bases 136 to 1392 code for a protein of 418 amino acids. Gene Ontology annotation, cellular component: gap junction; plasma membrane. The transcript has 8 exons. NCBI's taxonomy places the organism in Eukaryota, Metazoa, Arthropoda, Insecta, Lepidoptera, Pieridae.
CGAUACGACAUAUUCUGACACAACCUUAAGUGAAUCGCACGUCUUUGCUAGUGUUAAUUGCAGCGAUUUUCAAAAAUCACCACUAUUAAAAUUAAAUGUUUAUUGUUAAACCGGUGAUACAAAUAAAACGCCAAAAUGAUGAUGAUGUCAUCAAUAAAAGCGUUGACACCGCGCAUGCGGUUCAACUAUUCGAAGCCGAUUAUAGACAACAUGGUUUUCAAGCUUCAUUAUAAGUUGACUGUGGUCUUGCUUCUCUGCUUCAUGAUCCUUGUCUGUGGGAGAGAGUACUUCGGAGAGCACAUCAAGUGUUUGUCCGACCAGGGCGUACCACCACAUGUUAUACAGACCUACUGUUUCUUCAUGGCCACGUUUACUAUUGUCAGACAUUACAACGAAAGUUUACUGGAAGGUGGAUUUUUGCCGCAUCCGGGAGUUGGGCCAAUUCUCGAAUCAGACGAGACUAUCCGCCAUACUUACUACCAAUGGGUUCCCUUCGUUCUGUUCAUUCAAUCGAUCUGCUUCUAUAUUCCGCAUUAUAUUUGGAAGAGCAAAGAAGGAGGCAGAAUAAAAGCUUUAGUUGAGGGUCUUCAAUAUGCCAGCUUAGCUUUACACGAUACAGACAUGCAGGCUGGUAGCAUCAACGUUCCUUCGAAGCAGACUCUGGAGAGCCGAGUGGAUCUUAUCAAGAAAGAUAUUUUAUUGAGAUUAAGAAUUACAAGAACCUGGUCUCGAUGGCUGAUAUCCAUGGAGGUCCUAAAUCUUCUGCACGUGAUGAUUCAAGUAUGGAUUGUCAACAAAUUCCUUCACGGCAGUUUUAUAAGUUUGGGGCUUAACGUAAUGAAAUUCAAACAUUGGGGUGAUAUGACAGAUCCAUUGGAAUUAGUUUUCCCAAAGGUAACGAAAUGUGUGUUCCACAAGUAUGGUCCUAGUGGAUCCAUUCAGCAGCAUGACGCUUUGUGUGUUAUGGCUCUUAACAUCAUCCACGAGAAGAUCUACGUCAUUCUGUGGUUCUGGUUCCUAUUCCUUUUCAUCGCGUCUUUUCUGGGUGUCGUAUGGCGGUUCGUGUCGUUCUUUAUGUUCCGUAGAUCAUUGAGAUUCAACGAAAUUGUGUUCCGGCAUAUCUCCAAGAGCAAGUUUAAUCCGUAUAACGUGAUCAACGUUGUCAACGGUUGUGAGUUUGGGGAUUGGCUGUUCCUAUAUUACCUUGCGAAGAAUAUGAAGUCUGCUACAUUCCAUGAGUUAUUCAGAAGCGUUGCUGAAGAAUUAGAAAAACGGGAUAUACCGUAUAAUAACAAAGAAGACGAUAAUGUUGAGAAGGGAUCUGAACCUGUUCUACUAGGAAAGGUAGACUAUGACGAUGAGACGUUACCACUUAAAGAUAAAAGGACAUAGACUACAAAAAACUCUACAGGAAAAAAAAUCAGAUUAAUACAGAUGUAGACAAGCCACAACUUAUAAUGUCUAACAUCACAGAUUACUAUUGUCAAUUUUUUUAACCAAAGACAAACCUUCGAAUGAAACACAUUUUUGGACAAACUGAAAACGAAAAAAAAAAACAUCUUUAUCAAUAUUAGGUAUAGAACUGAUGUAUUUGUCGUAAAUAAUGAAAUAGGUGAUAAGUAUGAUAUUCUAAAGUUUUAAGGAAAUUUAGUAUUAAUAGCUUAGAAGUUGGUACUGGUACUAUUACAUAUCUACUGCGAGAACUAAACUAAAUCUAUGUUGAGUCCUGUCCAAAUAAAAUAUUGAUAUAUUUAUUAGGAAUGAUAUUACUUAUUGGACCUAGAAUAGGUACAAUUUUGUUUUACAAGUACAAUUUGAGAUUUUUAAUUUGAGACCAUCUCGGAUUCAUUUACGUGUGAAAAAUAAUAUUUUAAUAUAUGAAUAAAAAUGUUAAUGUGGAAGGAAUUUAGACUUUGCUCAAUUGUUACUUUCGCUCAUUUUUUAGCUUGCCCCAAUACAGCAAGACAAAAACAGUUUUUAAUAUAGUCGGCUAAAGAGAGGCUUUUAUGCAGGUCUCAAGAUCGACUUGUGUAGUGUCUAGUCAAUUUAUGGGACCAAAAUCAAUCGAAUUUAUUUAAAACCGCAAUUUAAUUGUGAUAUUGCGUAAAUGUGUAUCUAUUUAUAAUUGUUUUUUAUAAAUAAAGAAUUUAAAUUGUU